UACACCCCAAAAAAUCCAGGGUUUUGUAAAACUUCUCUUCCAUACAAACCGAAUGACAAUUAGGUAACGGCUUGUUAAUAAUAUUUAGAGAAAUAGAAAGAAAUUUAUUGCAAUAUAAUCUUCUUUAUGUUCGAUGGGGAGAACAAAACAUGGCAAUAGAGAUGUUCAUUUUUACAACAUCAGAGGCACAGACAAAAUGGUUCAUGCCGGGGAUUGCGUGUUGAUGCGGGCGGCCGAGAGCAACACGCCGCCUUAUGUGGCGCGCGUGGUGAAGAUGGAGGCGGACGGCAGCAACAAUUUGAUCGUUAGGGUUCGUUGGUAUUACAGGCCGGAGGAAUCUGUUGGUGGGAGGCUCGAGUUCCAUGGUGCCAACGAGCUGUUCUUGUCGGACCACUAUGACACUCAGAGUGCUAACACCAUCGAAGCCAAAUGCACGGUCCACACCUUUGAGGAUUACACCAAACUCGAGGAUGCUACCGCUGAGGAUUACUAUUGUCGAUUCCAAUACAGAGCCGCCUCCGGACUUGUCUUGCAAAAUACGGUCGCAUUGUAUUGCAAAUGUGAGAUGCCAUAUAAUCCAGAUGCUUUGAUGAUACAAUGUGAGGAGUGUGAGGAUUGGUUUCACCCGGGGUGUAUAAAUCGGACGAUAGAGCAGGUGAAGCUGUUGGAUCGCUUUGUCUGCUCCGAACACACGCUGAAGAAGCCUCCUGACGCUGCAGUGGCGAACCGCGAGGCAAGGCCCAAACGGCAGAAAAAGUAAAUCGUGCAAUAUUUCCCCUUUUUUAAUUGAUAAAUGAACAGAAAUUUAAAGUUCGCGUGUCAUGGUGACGAUACUUGCUUCUUGCAACGUAGGAGAGGCCACUUUUUUUCUUCUUUUAUUUUCUUUAUCUUUUCCUAAUUUUAUACUAUUACUAUUGAAACUAGUUUCUGGAUUACAUUCUGAUUAUAUUGAAGA
Molecule: messenger RNA, 955 nt
Organism: Salvia splendens (bonfire salvia)
Lineage: Eukaryota; Viridiplantae; Streptophyta; Magnoliopsida; Lamiales; Lamiaceae
Product: chromatin remodeling protein EBS
Exons: 5
Coding region: 134-760 (208 amino acids)
Molecular function (GO): chromatin binding
Source: RefSeq, a predicted model, not a curated record